This is a messenger RNA of Oikopleura dioica, 531 nucleotides long. The record is from the annotation of a GenBank genome assembly. NCBI's taxonomy places the organism in Eukaryota, Metazoa, Chordata, Appendicularia, Copelata, Oikopleuridae.
AUGAUGACUGACAGGUCGCUAAGACCAAAAAGUCAAAAAGAAACACGGGCUAGCUUAUCCCGAACGCUAGAAUUUUUGGCCAAGGGCUUCAUUUUGUCAGCUGAAAUGAGUAAAACUUCGAGAUUUGAUGAAAAUCAAGAGCAGGAACGAUUCGCGGACUCUGUCAAAGAAAUAAACGAAAGAUUAGCAAGAGAAAGAGAGGAUGAAAACGCAUUGCUGCUGCAGGAAAGAGAAGAUUCUGAUUUUCAAGGCUUUCCUGUUGAGCGUCAUUCCUGCCUUGUUUUCAUCCUCUUUAUCCUCUUUUUCCCGAUUGGCUUUCUCGCAAAGAAAAAACAGCGACUGAUAGACGAUGAAACGAGGAAAUACCCGAAAACGCUGAAAAACUACAAAAUGGCUCAGAUUUACUCGCAGGAAUUGAUGGAAUACUGUGCGGGAAUGAUUUUUGCGACUCUCUGCGGUCAUGUGACGAUCUGGAUAAUUUUGGUAUAUUAUGUCAAAUGCAUGGCAAGACCUGACUGUCCUUGGAAAUAA